AUGGCUCAAUGCCGCCUUGUCAGCCAUGCGUUCGACCGACUCUCCAUCCCAAUCCUCGUCCGAUCCGUGACUCUUAAGCGUUCUGGCGAGAAGGCCAUAACCUUCUGUCGAUUUAUGCUUGAAGGCUCCGGUCGAGCGUUUUUGCUAUCUAUACGGCAACUUCUUGUCUAUCCCGCCGCAUGCGUUUUUUCCCGGACUGCCUUUCCUCCCUGGACUGACGUACCUUCCUUCCUCUCCCUCCGCCACUCCCUUUUGGAUGUGAUCACUGCUGCCAAGGAGCUCACACUGCUCCGCUUCGUUGCCUCCUCAGAUGCAUUGCUGGAGCCUCACGAUCCCGAGUCGCAUCCAGAAUGCACCCCUCACAGACAUCUUUCCUAUAUGGAGCUUGAAACGAUGUCGAAACCCAUCCAUCCGACCUUCCUCCUCGUUCAACAUCUAUCCUUGUCCCUGUUCAGUUUUUCACCAUCGCUUGAACGUGAAAUACGCGUCCUGACCGUGUUUCCCGCACUACGAUCGUUCUCCGGACCAACAUCCGCGUUCGUCUCCCUCUCCUUCCAUCAUCAAUUAGAGUUCGUACGCCUCCGUGAACAUCGUUUCGAUUGUGGACGGCCUGCAUGGAUUGGUUCCGACAAUGAAGUUGAUGAUGUUCUGCGUGCCAUUAGUCGGGUGCCAGCCAGAAGCAUCGCGAUCGGGAUCAAUAUUCUUGACGAUGAGGGGUUAGCUUCUUCCUUCUGGGGUCAACUGGCGGGUGUUGCCCCUCUCCUCGAGGAUCUUGCGGUGACGAUGUCGUAUCAUGACUAUAUGGUCUCGACAAGCAUAGCUGACCGUACCUCCUCUCUCGAAGCCCUGAAUUCUUUGACCAACCUACAUCAUGUCUGGCUGCACGUCUUCGAACGGCCUUUACCUCGUAUCAAAUGGUAUCGUAUUCCACCUGCAUGGGUCGAGCCACGUGCGCAGCCUCUGGCUCAGAGCGAGCGAUUAACCCACUGCACAGUCGGAGAAGUCUGGCUGACGUGGCAACGUUGCGUCAGGGUCGCGCGUUGGGAUUCGUUCACGCUGCGUUUGGAUCAGAGCACAGCAUCAUAUACAAUGGGACGAAAGCGUGAAAGAGGUCUUUGGGUGGAAUCACCGAUGUUGAUGGCGCAGGCUCGGGACGGAAUCAUGUUCGUCCGCGUAGAAGAGACAGGAUCGAAGACAGACUAA
Messenger RNA from Stereum hirsutum FP-91666 SS1, 1203 nucleotides. RefSeq lists its product as uncharacterized. NCBI's taxonomy places the organism in Eukaryota, Fungi, Basidiomycota, Agaricomycetes, Russulales, Stereaceae. The transcript is spliced from 2 exons. Bases 1 to 1203 code for a protein of 400 amino acids. The record is from RefSeq and is a predicted model, not a curated record.